CUACAAUCUCAGCUGCUCGUUAAUCAAUGACAGCGUUGCGACACAUCGGCGGUGUUGACGGCAGUUGACGUGUCUCCGUCAACACAACAAUGGCGGAUGCCGUGGAGGAACCUCUACAGGGCAGCUGGAACCAGGAUCUAGCUGAAGCACUAGACUCCGGUGGUUCUGAUAUGGAGCUGGAGCGAGGCAUCAUCCAGGUUCAGGAGAACGCCACUCAACAUAAAGCUAAAAUGUGGAAGAUCGCUCUAAACGUAUCUGGGAAAGGAGACAGCUUGUCCCCCUGGGACGGCGUCCUGGAUUUACCAGAACAGACGCUGAUUCACAACCGCAGUCAACAGCUGAUUGACCAGUUGGAUGUGUCAGAGGAAGAGAGGAGUGAUAUGGUGUCUGAUGUGGAGUCAGUCAUCACUUUCUACUGUAAGUCCCGCAACAUUACCUUCACCCCAGAGCUGAGCUGGCCACACCUGCUCAAACCACUCCUGGCCCUCCAUCUUCCACGCAGUGACCUCUACAACUGCUUCUACGCCAUCAUGAAUAAAUACAUCCCUAGGGACUGUGUGCCAAAGGGCCGACCCUUCCACCUGUACAGACUCCUGCUGCAGUAUCAUGAACCUGAACUCUGCUCCUUCUUGGACACCAAAAAGAUCACACCCGACUCCUACGCCAUCAACUGGCUGGGCAGUCUAUUUUCCAGCCACUGCCUUCCUGAUGUUACCCAGACCUUGUGGGACUCCUACCUCCAGCAAGCUGACCCGUUCCUUAUUUUCUUCCUCCUCCUCAUCAUCCUUGUCAAUGCCAAAGAGUCCAUCCUUGCACAAGAAGCAGACAGCAAGGAGGACAUCAUCAAAAUGCUAGAAGCUUUUCCUUCUCUCCUGGAGUCUGAGGACAUUGAAGAUUUGUUUUCUCUGGCCCAGUAUUACCAGAGCAAGACCCCUUUGUCACUCAGAAAGAUGAACCAGAAUCUGUUUGGUAGCAGCCUGGUGGCCCUGAAAGAAGAAGACACUGACCUGAGUCAGGCUCUGUGUCUCCCGGUGUCUGUCCCUGAAAUCCUGCAGGCCAACCAGCUGCAGCAGGAUGGAGUGCGCUUCUUUGUGGUGGACUGCCGGCCUGCAGAACAGUACAACGCCGGGCACCUGUCCACAGCCUUUCACCUGGAUUCGGACCUUAUGCUCCAGAACCCAUCAGAGUUUGCUCUCUCUGUGAAAUCCCUGUUGGAGGCACAAAAGCAGUCGUUGGAGUCCGGUUCCAUCGCCAGCGGAGAGCACCUUUGCUUCAUGGGCAGUGGAAGAGAGGAAGAGGACAUGUACAUGAACAUGGUGUUGGCUCAUUUCCUGCAGAAAAACAAAGAAUAUGUAAGCAUUGCUAAAGGAGGCUUCAUGGCUCUACAGAAACAUCUGGUGGACAUGAACAUUGAAGGCCUCGACUCCUCAUACGUCCACUGGAUUGUCAGCACAUCAGGAUCUCACAGCAGCCUCAGCUCUGCUGAUGGUGAGUCUCUGAGCAGCCCGGGGGACAGCAAAGGUGUCAAGUCUUUGGUCAACAAAAUGACAUUUGCUCUCAAGUCCAAGUCGGUGAACGUGAAAGAGAAGAUGAUCAGCUUCAUUGAGAACACCUCUGCUCCUGUAGACAGAAUAUCUUUCACUCUGCCCUGGCCAGAGAAGGUGAUUCCAGAUCGGCACGUGAGCAGCAGCGACCGCGUCGGCAAACCCUACCGCGGAGUGAAGCCUGUGUUCAGUAUUGGCGACGAAGAAGAGUAUGAUACAGACGAGAUCGACAGCUCAUCCAUGUCAGACGAUGACAGAAAGGAGAUCGUCAACAUUCAGACUUGGGUAAACAAACCAGAUGUAAAGCAUCACAUUCCAUGUAACGAGGUGAAAGAAACAGGCCACAUGUUCCCCAGUCACCUGCUGGUCACAGCCACUCACAUGUACUGCCUGAGAGAGAUCGCCUCACGCAAAGGUUUUGCCUACAUCCAGUCCAGACAAGCACUGAACUCGGUAGUGAAGAUCACAUCCAAAAAGAAACACCCAGAACUGAUCACCUUCAAGUUUGGCAGCAACAACUCAACUGGAGUGGAGAUAUCAGCAGUGGAGAGAUAUUUGAUACCCAACGCAGGUGAUGCGACCAAAGUCAUUAAGCAGCAGAUCAUGAAAGUCCUGGAUGCUCUGGAAAGCUCAUAAAAUCGAGAUGCCUGGCGAAGAUUGGGAACCAUGAAAGCCUGCUGUGACGCACACCUUAAGAGUCUACGUCUGCCAAGAGUGAAAUCUUCUCCUGCUUAUCCUAAUGGACUAAUCCAGUGCAGUGUUGACUGUGUCUGUGUUGGGGACAAGGGUGAAUCUCCCACUGACUGCAGACCAGUGGGGGGUGUGUGUGUGUGUGUGUGCGUGCGUGCGCGCGCGCGUGUGUGCGUGCGUGUGUAUAAAUACUUAGGUGCUCCACAAUCAUCCAACCAAUAUUUUACACUAAAAAGACUAGAUAUUGUUUAUAGUGUAUGAUUUCUUUACUCUUGAUAGAACAUGGAAUCUCAUUACAAUUACAGUGCAGUUCCACUUCGGUGAUCUCCCUCUGGCCUUAACGUAGCGUACUGACCAACGAGUGGCAACAAUGUUCAUGACUGACCUUUUUUUCUUUUUUUAAUAUUCUAUUAUUUGAGCAUCUCAGUUCUGACCCAUUGCUCUUGUAGUGAAUGGAUUCAUUUACUUUCCACAUGCUUCGUGUAGGUUUCCAGAUGUUUAUUUUGGCCAGGAAGUGUCAGCACGAGCCAACCGACAUGAAGAUACGCAGCCCUCUGAAUAAGCAGCGCUGGCAGGUUUCCUACCGCAACAGCCGUUUUUGAUAACCUUUCUCCAGCAGGCCGCCUUAAAUAGCAGUUAUUUGAGGGUGUUUUCUAAGUAUUUGAUGUAUAUAUUGUGUAAACGGCUCUAUUUCAGCACAGACCUUUUGAAAUGUUAUUUUGAAAGCAUAUGCUGAUAUGCAGGAAACACAAACCACGGUUUUGAAGUCCCCCUUCUUUCUAGAACGAGUUUCUGGCGGAUAAUUUCCUUCUACGCUUUUACAUAUGCUAAUGAAUUCUCCUCAUCUCCUAGCAGUCUGAUGUAGCUCUCAGAAAGCACCACACGCAGCCCCUCUGGACUACAUUAGUGUUCCAACAAGAGGUUCAGUAAUUGUCAUUAAAAGCCUGAGCACCUCAGUAUUUUUCCAUCGCUCUCGAAUGGAGUACAUGAAAGUCUUUUCCGAGUUGCUAUAUGAAAGCAUCUAUGUGAUUAUGUUAGCAUGUGUACAGUUAGUACUGUAAAUGCUAAUAGGUAAAUACCCACUGAGAAUGAAAAGAUGGAUGUAAGGACUUUGCUUUUCACUAAGCACAGCUUCCAAAGGAAGGAACAUCAUUUGUCAUAUCUGUGUUAAGAGAUCAUUUUGUCUUGUCCAUUGUAUUGAGUGCAAACUAAACAGCUUGUUUGCCACUGCUGCCUUUGGCCUCAUGCCUGUGAUGUGUGAUAUUGGCACCAGCAGUGGCAUCAUAUGCCAGUACGUUCUCUGCUAGUUUUUUUAAAUUUUGUUUGUUUUCCUAGUUUUGCUCCUGCUUCCAUGUACAUUUUAAUAAUUAUCUAGUGUGGCCUGGGUUAAACACGCCAGUCCAGGAAGGCCUGAGUAAAACUUAAGGUGUGUUCAGGAGAUGAGCAAGACAAACUUAAAUCGGAUGGUUCAUAAACCUGGUCUUUCGUCACUCCAGUCUUUCAUACCAUUCCUGUGUAACAUCAUGCAUUGUGUUGUAAUUUUGUGAUAUUUUUCAGUAUUGACUGAACUUUACUUUGUAACAUCGGUGGCAAAGGAUAUUGACCACUAGUUGAAAUGCAAGUGUAAUUUGCACCUUACUGUACUGCUGUUAUUUUCUAAGCAUUUCUGUUUUUAAUAAAUGGAAAUUAUUUGACUGCA
This is a messenger RNA of Betta splendens (Siamese fighting fish), 3933 nucleotides long. It is a transcript of the gene tbc1d23, whose product is annotated as TBC1 domain family, member 23. The coding region runs from base 90 to 2180 and encodes 696 amino acids. Gene Ontology annotation, biological process: retrograde transport, endosome to Golgi; embryonic brain development. The record is from RefSeq and is a predicted model, not a curated record. Lineage: Eukaryota; Metazoa; Chordata; Actinopteri; Anabantiformes; Osphronemidae. The transcript is spliced from 19 exons. Gene Ontology annotation, cellular component: trans-Golgi network.